Molecule: messenger RNA, 3959 nt
Organism: Stomoxys calcitrans (stable fly)
Lineage: Eukaryota; Metazoa; Arthropoda; Insecta; Diptera; Muscidae
Gene: dtn
Product: transmembrane protein 132B
Exons: 15
Coding region: 360-3818 (1152 amino acids)
Source: RefSeq, a predicted model, not a curated record
GUUUUCAUGAGACUAAGUGUACAUGUAAAAAAAUACGAAGAUACGAAAAUGAAAAUAUGAAAAUAUUACAAUUUUUUUUGAUCUGUGAAAUGUGUUUAAAAUGAAUGCAAAAAACGAAUUGACAGCAUUCUAAUGCCAAAAACUAUGUUAUUCAUAGCAAGUGAUAAAAUGCAGAAAAUUUACAAGCAAGUGUAAAACCGUGUUAUGAGUGCUCCGCCUACAUAUAAGUAUAAGUAUCUAUACCAUUUCAUUGAAUGAAUCGAUAAAGGAUACGUUGGUAUAAAUAUUUUGUUGCGGGGAAAUCUACAUAUCCUAAUAUAAAAAAAGAGUGUUUGUGCACUUGCAGCAGGAUAUUGGAAAUGUUUUCAGUGUUUAAAAUGAAUUUUGCAGUCCUGGUCGUAAUUCUCAAUUUAAUUUUUACAUACCAGUGCCAAUGCGUUGAAGUUCAUUUUGAAUCUGCGGACAGUGGGUUCUUUUUAAAACACACUCGUCAAGCACCUGUUGCUCCUGAAAUAUCUACAAGCCAUUCAUCUCCCGUACCCCCAUUAAGGCCACGGACUAAUUAUGACUCCGUAUUGUCCGUAGAUCGUUUUACAGUAGUUCAAACUACACAAGCUGUUUCAAUAAGGGCAAGCUAUGGACCAUUUUCUACCAAGCAAACAGUUCCAGCAAGGUACAUAGUGCCUGAUACAAUUGAAAAUCAGCAUGAUUACAUGAAUAAUACCACAGCAGCUCUUCUUGAACUGCAACAGACAAAUCUUCAUUUGGACAUAUCUGCUCAUUUGGUCAGCUCAUAUGUAUCGCAGGACUCUCCAGUACUUCGUGUACUUUUCCAUGCAGGAGCAGAUCCUGGAGGCCACUUACAGCGCCAAAAAAUAUGCGUUUUAUUACACGUAUCCAGUGGAAACCAGGUACCUAUAAAGGGACGAUGUAUGCCAGAAGGAGAGGAUGGAGUAUGUGUGGCCGAGGUUGUCAUACCCUUCAACUGGUUUCACUCACUAUCGCCCAUUGGAAAUAAAGAAAACACAAAUAGCACACCAGUUAAAGUUCCACAGCGAUACGUUCAAGUCUCUUAUAGCGUCUUUGAACCGCCAGUGCGUAACCCAGAACAAUGUGAACCAAAGGUUCAGAUUCAACCAUUAACUUCGUUUGUUCAAGUCCCAUUGGUAGCCCCAGUCGAACCUUUUAAAGAAUUUCAGAUAGAUGAAUCUUUAGUUAUACUUCUGCCUCAGCAACCUCUAUAUCCUAUGUCGAAAUUCCACGUGCCAGUUUAUUUGCAGUAUUUGGAAAGAAAUAUUUCAUCCUUCACCGUAAAAGCUCGCGUUAAAUCAGGAAUAAAAGUUUUGGGAGCUACAUCAUCGUCCGAUAUGUGGAACAUAUCAAUAGAGAGGGAUAAUUCAAAGCAUUCCACCGUAAGAGUUAUCGCUUUGAAGAAGAAGCAAGAAAAUUAUGCGGAAAAUAAUGCCACUUCCCAAGUUAUGGAAAAUAGGAUUGAUGAAAUAUUUACGUGGCUCUUGGAGGUUGCUGACGAUUCCAAGGAAUUAAUAGAUGGCGGAAAAAUUGUGUGGUCUGUCACCUACGUCUACGAGAACCCAAGGGAAUCUUCGUUAGAAAUUUCACCGGACGAAAAUAAAAAAAGGAUGAUUGCAAAAUUAGAAGUGAACAAAGAUGACAUUCAAGCUGUUUUACCAAUGGCAAAGAACUGGGAGCUUAUGAAUACAGCUGUGUUAACAGGCCGUCAAGUGGCGCAAGCUAUGAAAGUAUUUAUUGUUUCCCAAGGAGGAAAAGUUGCAGAUGUUACUCUUCAAAGUUCAUGCUUUGCAGAGGAUGAAAGCGUUAUAAAGGUGUCUUCUUCAUGUAGUUCUGUGUAUGUAGACGGAUCCGAAAUACGUGGAUCAUCGAACGCUUCAAUAAUUGUUAAAUAUGGAACAUAUAUUGGACUUGCCAAGUUUAUAGUUUGGAUGCCUGAAUUUCCACUUGAAGUUUACAUUAGCGAUUUCCGGCUAUCGCAGAUUAAGGGAUGGAAAGUUAUUGACGAACAUCAGUACAUACAUAAGAAAUCUCGCAGAAAGAAAAGAUCAUUUUUCCAUGGACAGCACAAUUCAGGAUAUUAUAAUAAUGGGCUAUUAGAUAAGAUGUCUUGUCGAGCUCGUUAUCAGCAGAGUCCCGUUGAAGUUUAUGCCAGAUUCGUAGCUGUUGAUCAGAACUCUGGCCGCAUAAGCUAUUUUAUAUCGCGUCGCACAGGACUCCGUGUAACAGAUUUAGUGCAGCCCCUAUUGCGUGUUGCAGACCCCAAAAUUGCCAGUCUAAAGGGUAGAAUUCUGCAAGGAAAAUCCAUGGGAAGAACAGAUGUUCAGGUAUUGUCGCCAAUCACUGGACGAGUAAUUGGCACAAAAGAAAUUCGCGUUGGUAGCGAUAAAGUUAGUCUUGUUAAACUUUCUGUACGCGUUGUAUCUGGCCUCCAACUGACCAUAACACCAGACAACACUAUAGAAAAUGGUUAUAUAGCGGAAACUGCGGUAACCCACAAAUUAACGGCGCAGUAUCAAGAGGGACUGUUAGAUAUCGAUCUCGAGUUUUCGGACGGAUCAAAAACUCCUUUGAGGGAUAUAUCGGUGGAUGAUUAUUUUCUGCUGGUUGAAAGCUUGGACACUGAAGUUGUAGCCUUCGCCCCCAUGUUGGCCUCUCAUCAUCCCCGUGUCAUUGCGGUCGGAGAAGGAAAUGGUAAUCUAUUAAGAGUUACUCUACUUCUGUCCGAGGAAUGUAGGAUACGCCGUAACGUAAUGUCCACCAAACAAUCGAAAUAUAAUGCAUCGCCAUUGGCAAGUGCACUUGCUGCUGUUGAUGUUGAUUUUAACAAUGCCAACGAAAUAAUCAACAAACAUGAGGUUGUUCAAAAUGAUGGUAUCUAUCGCAAGGAGAGGAACAAAUAUUCAAGCAAUGCAGGAGAUCUUGCGGAUAUUAUAGGCAUACCAUUGCGGGAUUCUACACACCAUCAUGAACCUACUGUUCAGGCCCGCCAACACCACGGCAAUAGCCUUUCGACUGAUAAGGUACAUUUUACCAGCAAGAAAAUUCAGAACAGAAACAUGUCCUCCAUUGAAGUAGGAAUGUAUGUGCUGUUAACAGCCUUUUGCUUUGCAAUCGUCGUAUUUGUCAUAUCAUGCGUAGUGUAUGCAUCCAAAUUUAAGGCUAUACACAUCGAAAGUGGCUUAGAUGCUGGAGAUAUGCCCAAAGGAUCAAUGGCAGUGACUGAUAUAAAUCGCGAAUCUAAGUUCUUAUCGGAUACAACAACCAAUGCCCAUGACUGGGUGUGGUUGGGUCGUUCGACAAUGGAUCGAUCAUCAAUGUUGACAUUUAGUACUCAAGGUCAAAAUUUCAUAAACCCAAGAGAUUCCCGAAUACGAAUAACAGCAAAUCCCAUAAACAACUGUGCUACUACUAACCCGGUUGCGGUGAAAUCAACAUCGUUCCACAACCCAAGCGAUCCUUCGAAAAUUGAGAUGUUGGAUUCGAACAACAAAUCUAUGAUGGUUCAUAGCAAUGAUAUUGUGCUAAAACCUAAUGAAUAUCGGCCACCUGUUCCACCACACAGAAAUAUUGCCAUCAAACAUGUUAAUCACAAUUGUUCAAAUGUUAGCGGCCAAACUGCCGGAGCUAAGGGAAAUGUUGUAACAAUGGGUACAAGGAGCAAUGUUGCAUUUCCACAAACAGAUUCAUCUUCGUUAUUCGAUGAAAAAUAUUGCAAAAAUUCGCGGAACUGCAUUCACCAAAUUUAUUGCCAAAAAGAAGUCAUUCAUCAGCCAAGGCAGAAUUAAUGCAGGAAGAAAAGCAUAAUGCUGAAAAACUAGUUGAGUGUGGCACUCACAAACUGAAUGCAUUCCAAUUUGAUACAUUGACCCCAAAUAAAAUGCAAUUAAGUUCCAUAAAACCCAAGUCAAAAACUGGUCACCCAUCAA